Molecule: messenger RNA, 5189 nt
Organism: Strongylocentrotus purpuratus (purple sea urchin)
Lineage: Eukaryota; Metazoa; Echinodermata; Echinoidea; Camarodonta; Strongylocentrotidae
Product: exonuclease mut-7 homolog
Exons: 17
Coding region: 267-3194 (975 amino acids)
Biological process (GO): nucleobase-containing compound metabolic process
Molecular function (GO): nucleic acid binding; 3'-5' exonuclease activity
Source: RefSeq, a predicted model, not a curated record
CAAAAGCAAGAUUAGACUACAAAUACAAAUUACAAUGCUUAAAAUUUUACUUGUUCAAUUUUGACCUGAACGUGAAACAGAAGUCGAUCUAGCUAGACUAGCAAGCUGGUUAACUGAAGCAGUGUAAAAAGAAGAUUCAGGAAGAUUUACCAAAGAAUUUUAGCUCGGUCUGUAGGAUUCAUAAGGCUCUCAAUCCUCUGACAAAAAUCAAAAUUUAAGUGACCUGAACAUAUUCUGCAAUAGAGUACUUUUGGAAAGCAGGAAAAAUGAACAAUCCAAAAAGUACUGGAAGUGGUGGAGUACCUGUAGUUAAAACUGAUGCUUCUGCAGGCAAAUUCUGGGUUCCUAAAGGAUUAUCGAAAGAUCAGCUGGAGAAAACCAGAUUUGAAGUGUGGCUUGAGCCUUUGGAAGACAUGUGGGAAGAGCAGAAGAAGAAGGAAGUAUGCCAGACGUUCCACGAAGCCCUGUCUUCCAUGGAUCGCCGAGUUCAUCAUUCCUUUGUGUUGGACCUGGUAGAUCAUAGUCGGGAUCUGCGCAAGAGAAAGCCAGAUACACUGGCAUUUCUGAUCUUGAGGGAGUUUGAUACCAUGCUCAGUGUCAAGAAAAUGACCGAAGAGGAAUUGACCAGAAUCCUUACCCCAGAGCUGAGGAUGCAAGCGUUUCACCUGGCAGCCAGUGCUCACUCCAACGUCUUUGAUAUCCUGUCCAAGCUCUACUACCUGCAAGGACCAGACAACUCUUUCCUGGUGUCUAGAGUCAGGGUCAUGCUGGCAAGGCAACAGUUCAAAGAGGCUGCUACGUGUGUGACAAAAGUGAACCUUCAUAAUUGCUUUUCAUUGGAGGAUAUCUGCCUACCUCUCAUCUUUCAAGACAAAGCUAACAUGGUAGAGAGAUAUGUCCAAGGUUUCCCCGAAUUGCAAGAAGCUCUCGUACGACAACUGGAUGUUUUCUGUGAGCAGGGCUAUGAUAUAAAUGCAUAUCUGAGUGAGAUGACAAUCAGUGUCCCAGGGGUGAGGGUUGAGAAGCUAAGGAGACGUCACAUGACCAAGCUUAUACUCCGACUGGUCAAGAUGUUCAAACUGGACAUGUCGAUCUGUCCCAACACUGCCAAGUCCAAAGACCUAGGUGCCAUCAAGUACCUCAUUCAUAAGAGGUAUAUCGAGGAGUCCAUGGCGCAAGAUGUAUGGGAAGAGCUUAUAGUCUCCACCAUUGGAGAUAACAAAUCCGUCCAGGUUGGUUUCAUUGACCAACUAGUAUGGUACAAUGAUAUCCCUGCAGCCGCUCGCUGGGCAAGGCAUUAUGAAAUAGAUGUCAAUCAACUACCUGAGGCUGUCUUCGAGGAACUGCAGAGGUCCGAUGCCAGCAAUGCUGCUUGUGAAGAACAAGAUGUAGGAGAGAAUUGGGAUGAAGAGUUGCCAGAUGCUCCUACUGUUGAUUAUUAUCCCCUCAGUCUACCAGGGGAAAGGAUCAUUCUAGUCUCCACGGCGACUGGUAUACAACAGUGCCUUGCAGACAUCACUAGUAAGCAAAAUCCAAUGGUAGGAAUUGACAUGGAAUGGAGACCUUCAUUCAGCCCAACACAGAAAUCAAAGGUAGCCCUGUGCCAGAUUGCAACCCAUGAGACAGCCUACCUACUAGACAUGACAGCCUUGUGGGUAUCAGAAACCAAGGAUAUUGUCAAGGAUUUCUUUCAACAGUUGUUACAGUCUGAGGAAAUCCUUAAACUUGGCUUUGAAAUAUCAGGAGAUUACAAGAUGCUAGGCCAGUCCUUUCCAGAACUCCAGGAAGUUCUAAAGGGAGAGAAGAGGACUGUGGACCUCAAUGGAUUAGGCAAACAGAUCCUCAAGGAGAUUCCACGCUCUGGGAACAGUAGGAUCGGUUCUCAUGGAUUGACAGACCUAGUCCACUAUUGCUUCGGGAAGUACCUUGAUAAGAGGGACAGGAUCUCUGACUGGGAAAGGCGCCCUCUGAGACAGGCCCAAAUGACAUAUGCUGCCCUGGAUGCUUUCUGUUUGUUAGAGGUCUAUGCUUAUCUCAAAGAGAAAGUAUCCUACCAUGGCCUUCAGAUUAACAUGGAACAAUGCAACUCUAGCAAGACAAACAAGAAGUCCAAAUCCAAGGCCAAACCCAAACUAAGCAAGUCACCCAAAAAGAAGCCUUCAUUUUCUGAAGCUUUAAACCAGCCUCCUCCUCCUCCUAUAUCAGCGGGUCAACUGGCCGUGGUAUGCGACAACAUGCUCCAAGGGUUAGGGCGCCAUCUACGGUCAUGUGGAGUGGAUGUGAAAGUGCUUGAUAAUGAUGAUGAACAUGAUGAAGCCCUCCAGAUUUCACUGAAAGAGGGCCGUGCUAUCUUGACAGCUGGACAGCCAUAUAUCCAGCUAAAGUCAAAAGUGGAUGAUGGUAAAAUCAUGUGUGUCCAAACUCAGAAGAAGGCCAAGAAUCAGGUUCAAGAUGUUUUAGACUUCUUCAACGUGACGGUCACUCCCGCAGAUAUCUUCAGUCGAUGCCAGCUGUGCAAUGGAAAUGUCUAUGCCAAGGUUACCAACCCUGAAAUGAGGCAACUCUGGCUUCAUAAGCAAACUCUCUUAGGGAAAUCACGCCAUGCCGACAAGGACGACGACAAAGACGUUUGUGGAAACUUUGAGGAUGUGAUGAUAACGGGGGAUGACGAUUACGAAGAUGAGGAAGACGAACUGCGUUACAUGCGUCCUACAAAGCAGUCUUCAGACUCUGGAAAGACAUCGUCUGCAACGGAUCAAGCACAGGGUGUUGCAAGUCAGCCCAUCAUUGUAGGAAAUCCAUACGGGUAUCUGACAUCUCAUGCCAGCAACCAAGACAGAUCAACGACGGUCGCAGAUUCGUCUUCCGACUUCGAUCCGACGUCGGUGUGCACAGGUACGGCUUUUGAGGCGUCUGCUGGAGCAUCGCAGUACAUGGACAGAUCACCAGCGUCGUACACGGAAGGUGCCCUUGACUUCAGUAAUGUCAAGGUCGGAAAGUCAGUUGACUUCCAAGUGGACUUGGUUCCUGAAGGGAUCUUAGAUGUGGUAGACCAUUUCUUCUGCUGUACAACCUGUGGUAAGGUCUAUUGGGAAGGUAAACACUUUGCUAAGGUCUGUAAUCAGUUUGCACAUGUCUUGGACCGAGGUGAAGACAGGCAAGGCAAGCUGGAUGAUGGAGCCGUUACAGCAUGAGUACAAAGCCAUGGGACUUCACAAUGAUCAUAUGCAUGUUUAUCUUUCUCAAAGCUCGACAUAUUUCAGGAAUUAAGGCAAGAAGUGAAAGGACAGGCUGCAUGAUUGAGCUUUCAUAGCAUUAGUUUUAAUAGAGCUGUGGGACUACAUAUCGCAUGUAUGAUUGGCUAUCACAUGCUCAGUAUAGUUUUGCAUGAGUAAAAUGUAAACUAAUUAAAGCACUUUGAGUAAAUUCAUGAAGGGAUGUAGCUCCUUUUGGAGUUCAUUUGGAGGAGGUGUUCCUUUGUAAAGCAUGUGAACCUCCAGGUGGAUAUAAUUUAACGCAUUGUAGGCAUACUUUAAACACCAUUCCUAGAUAAUCAUCUAAUGUAGAUUUACUAAUCUGUCUAUCGAUCUAUGCCCCAUAGCUUGAAGGUCGCUCCGUUGGGACGACAGUGAAAUGAACCUUGAGACACAUGGUUUUCCAUAUUUUUCUGUCUUCAGCUGUUCUAUUUUAAUAGCUGCUCUUAGUUAGCUGCUCAAAUGAAAUUCCCGUCCACUGCUUGAUUUCAUCAGUCCAUGUUCUAGUUUUUUAUUUACUUAUACAGUAUAUAAAAAGGGAAUACUGUUAUAGUGUGCUAUAAGGUCACAAGAAAAUUAGCCCCAAUAUUAUUAAUUUUGCCACUUUAUGUUUGCGGUCUACUCAAUGUCACGGCUUAUUCCUGUACAUUCCAGUAAGGCCAGUAUCCUGUGCAUUUUAUACCACUGCCAAUGUGAACCCUUAAUACAUAUAGGCACAACCAAGAUUUUAUGAAUUUCUAUUGCAUUUAUUCUUCGAAAUUUAACUAAGCAUUUUUUAAUUUUGGAACAUUACUUGACUAAGGCUGCAUUCUCAGGUUAAAGUUUUCUUUGAAUCUAAUACAUCUCCAUACAUCUGCCUUUUAAUAGAAUGUCAGUAUUUUAUGAAUUAUUGUAUAACUAUCACAUUUGACAAUGAUUGAGGAUCAUGAAAUUACCUGUCGUAAUUGUUCUGUGGACUUUUUGUAACAUAGCUUAUGUUUAAUCAUGUGUGUUGUCCAUAUGGUCAUAAAUUUCUUGGUAUUUUGCUCAGGAAACAGCACACUUUACGAACAGCAAAAGACAGCUAACAAAGCUUUAUUUAUCUGAAAUUUUAGUGCAAGAAAAGAACCCUACUGUAUCUUUUGUAGCUGCUUUUAAUUUUGCACAAUCCCGACUUUCAUCAUUAGCCUUUUUUGUCUUUCCAUGAAUGUAUAUAUAUAUAUAUACAUGUAUAUGCCCUUUAAAGUCGAGUAUAUUUUAUCAUAGUCGGUCUACAUUUUGGCAAUUAUUAGUGGAAUUAUUGGUUAAUUAAAUACCAAAAUGAAAAAUGCAGUUGCAAGCAUCUAUAAUUCCUCAUGCUUUCAUUAUCUUAAAAUAUACAUGCUUAAUUGUGACAGUAAGUGAUAUACCACAUAUAUGCAAAUUUAUGCCGUCUACCAUAUGUAUAUGUGAUAAUUGUAUUGUUUAUGGCGAUUGGCUUUGAAUACAAAUAUAUGUCCAAGUCACCGUGCCUUAGGAUGUGUGAAUAUUAUGUUUUAAUGGUUUCCUUUCUCGUGUUACAGUAGUCUAUGGUGCCCAGAAUACGGGUGUUUCAAAAAUAUUAGGAGCCAAAUUGAGAUAUAUAAAGCUACAUUCUUCUCAGGUUCUAAAUUAUAUAUACUGUUGGUUCUGUGAAGAAUUUUUUUUUUCUUGAUGAUCACUUUUGAUUAUUAAUGUUUAGACAUGUCACAAGAGUAUUAAUUUGCCCACAACUCCUUUUUUCUUCAUUUUUAUGCCGUAUAUCAUCACAUCUUUGUCACAUCUCUGACCAUUUCAUUCUUAAUUUAAUUUAAUUUACCGGGUACUCGAUAUUCAGCUUUGGUAUACAACUGUUCUUCAUAUACAUGUUCACAAUGAAUAACAAAUUUCUACACAAAUUUAGAAGUUCUUUAGAUCAGUACCCUCAAAAUUCCUAAG